CGAGUACCAGGGCCUGGUGAAGCACACGGGGGGCUGCCACUGCGGAGCAGUUCGUUUCGAAGUCUGGGCCUCAGCCGACCUGCACAUCUUUGACUGCAACUGCAGCAUUUGCAAGAAGAAGCAGAAUAGACACUUCAUUGUUCCAGCUUCUCGCUUCAAGCUCCUGAAGGGAGCCGAGAGCAUAACCACUUACACAUUCAAUACACACAAAGCCCAGCACACCUUCUGUAAGCGAUGUGGUGUUCAGAGCUUCUAUACUCCACGGUCAAACCCUGGAGGCUUUGGAAUCGCCCCCCACUGCCUGGACGAGGGCACCGUCCGGAGUGUGGUCACCGAGGAAUUCAACGGCAGCGACUGGGAGAAAGCCAUGAAGGAACAUAAGACCAUCAAGAACAUGUCUAAAGAGUGAGCUUCUGCCUCUCCCAGGAAAAGAGGAGUGGUGGGCGCCAGGCGUGUCGCUGUCCCUGGUGCACGGUGGUGGCGCCCCUGAAUGUGGCUGACCCAGGCUGCUGGUUCCGUUGGCCGGUGGCCAUCUCGAUCUCUGCAGUUUGCUUCAGCUACCAGUUUCUUUAGGCAGCUCUCUGUCCUUCCUCAACCCGGAUUUUGACGUAGGCUAGCUGACAUUUUUCCUUCUCUUCCCAACUUUUGUGUGAUCUUUUAGAAAGAAAAAAAUAAAUAUUUUUAACAUUAAA
Molecule: messenger RNA, 692 nt
Organism: Tupaia belangeri chinensis (Chinese tree shrew)
Lineage: Eukaryota; Metazoa; Chordata; Mammalia; Scandentia; Tupaiidae
Gene: CENPV
Product: centromere protein V
Biological process (GO): positive regulation of cytokinesis; regulation of chromosome organization; pericentric heterochromatin formation
Cellular component (GO): nucleus; spindle midzone; kinetochore
Molecular function (GO): carbon-sulfur lyase activity
Source: RefSeq, a predicted model, not a curated record